ACUAGGAGACACCGAGUGGACCAGCAGGCCUGCAGCACCUUAAAACAGAAACAGAAGCUUUUGUUAAAACCAGAGGAAGAUUAUAGCUAUUAUUAUUAUUAAAGAAGACUGCACGCAAGAUAUUGAUCAUAUCUUAUAUGUGUUUCUACUUCACACUGAAGAAGAAGAAGCUGUGGGAUUGGGCAGCGACCAGAUAGCGUGUAACACCUCCUCCUCCUUCUCCUCCUCCUCCUCGUCUCUGUGGAGAAUUGCGUUAAAACGAAGAAAAAAAAGGCCUGCGCUUUAUCUAUAAUAACACAGGAUUAUUUUUGUUGUUUUUUUCUCCUUAUAUAUAUAUAUAUAAACGAGGAACCGUUGCUGGCUGGUGUAUGUGUUUAGAAUGGGACACGCUGAAGGUCCAGUCAAAGAAAAAGACAGUUAAGGAUGCAGGAGCCCAACAAUGGAUUUCUCCUUCUCUUUCAUGCAAGGGAUCAUGGGAAAUACAAUUCAGCAACCCCCUCAGCUCAUUGACUCAGCAAACAUCAGACAGGAAGGCACCUGCGACACCGGCAGUGAUCCAGGCGAGGAUGGUGGUCCCUCCUACGAUGCUGCCCUGGAUGCAGAGUUUUCCUACCCGCCGUCAGCCUCGGAGGACAUGUCGCAGGUCUCCAACGGCUACCCGCCCGGUCUGGGCAUGUACGAGCCGCAGGCCAAGUUCUCCAUGUACUCACAGUUCCCCAACGGCUCGGCCAACGGCUACGGGGCCAUACGGAGCUACGGAGACCACGUCCUCAUGCCGGGGGAGGGGACGGUCCUGAGAGGCCCGGGUCUCCAGGAGAGACCUUUGUCUCCUGUGUCCCCCCCUCUGCCCACGCACCACCCACACCUCCACCACCAUCACCAUCACCCCCAUCACCACCACCACCCGCACCACUUCCACUCAAACCCACCUCACAUACAAACCCACCCGCUCCCGCAGAGUCCUCCGCCGCCGCCACAGCUGCCCUCCCAGCACCACCUGCCCCAUACGCCUCACAUCAUGACCCACACUCUCCCCCCUCCUCCCCCGUUACUCCUGCAAUCCUCCAGUCCUCCCCCCUCCCUAGUGGACAGUACCCCUUCCUCUCAGCCCUCCCACACCCUGUCCAACGCCCCCGGUGGGGUGCUGAAGAAAACCAGCUCUCCAGAGAUCAAGCUGAAGAUCAUAAAGACGUAUCAGAACGGAAAAGAGCUGUUUGAGUCUGCGCUGUGUGGAGACCUGCUGCAGGAACUGCAGAAGGAGUCUCAGAAGAACGAGGCCACUCAGAUUCAGCGCAGACAUGAGAGGAAGAAGGAGAAGAGGAAAAAGACUGCUCGGCUGCAGCUGCAGGUCCAGGAACAGAACCUGGACCAGAGCCAAGCACAAGCACAGGCAGGUACCACGGAGCAGACGGAGGAUGUCCACAUCCAGCCCGAGCCGAUAGAAACACCCCCAGCCGAGACAGAGAAGCCUCAGAAGACCGUUAUCAAAACCGAACCAAAGACGCCAAAGGUUCCGAAGGUCCAUCAUCCAUCAGUGAUCCAGGAGACGGGCUUCUGUAAGGAGUUUGUGAUCGGAGAUCUGGUGUGGUCCAAGGUGGGCACCUACCCCUGGUGGCCCUGCAUGAUCUCUUCUGACCCGCAGAUGAAGGUCCACACUCGCAUCAACACCAGAGGUCACAGGGAGUAUCACGUCCAGUUCUUUGGCAGCGUCGCUGAGCGAGCGUGGAUCCACGAGAAGAGGAUAGUCCUGUACCAGGGGAAGAAGCAGUAUGAAGACCUUCAGGCUGAGACGCUCCGCAAGGCCUCAAACCCCGUAGAGAAACACAAACUUCUGAAGCCCAUCCCUCAGCGGGAGCGUUCUCAGUGGGAGACGGGCGUGGGCCACGCUGAGGACGCCUUUGUGAUGACGCGGCAGGAGCGAAUUGACAACUACACCUUCAUCUACGUUGACCCGGACCCCCAUGAGGGAACGUCCGGCAGGAAACCCAACAUCAGAGCUGAGAAACGAAACCGGCGCUCCAGCGGCUCAAUCAGUAAGAAGGAAGAGGGAGACGUGAAGUCACCAGCUAGAGAGCCGCCGCCGCCACGAAGGCUGCUGCCACGGCGACAGUGUAGUAUUUCAAACACAGACGACAACACAAACUCCCAGGCCACGAAUGAAGAGAAGAACCAGAGGGGGGACCAGUGUAAAACCAGCUCCCAACAGAACGCUGGUUGUGUUGCACGGCAGGACUCGCCGCCACCAGUCAGAGCCUGGAAAACAGCCGCCGCCAGGAAGCUGCUGCCUCUCUCCAUCACCAUGAAGAGGCUGAAUGUGGAGAUCACCAAGUGUGACUGGCCUCUCCUGCAGAAAAAAGCAGCUGCGUCUCCGAAAAAGGAAGAGAAGGAGGAGAGAGUGGAGAGAGAGGCCCGGCAGCCCGACCUAGGAUACUGCUCACCUGAGGACAGCAGAGCUAAACCUGAGCCCAGUCCAGAGGAGGAGGAAGACGGGGACGCGGACGGGGACGCGGACGGGGAUGGGGACGGGGACGGGGACGGGGACGGGGACGGGGACGGGGACGGGGACGGGGACGGGGACGGGGACGGGGAUGGGGACGGGGACGGGGACGGGGACGGGGACGGGGACGGGGACGAAGGGGAGGAAGAGGAGAGGAGGGGCUCCCCCGCCAGUCGGAGGAGUGAGGAGGGAGGAACGCAGCAGACCUCCUCUCCUGGAUCGCACCACAGUAGUCCACACGGUUCUCCGGAGAGGAAGCUUCAGCGGCGGUCAGUCAGGAGCAGGUCUGAGUCCGAGAGAGGCAAUGAUCCCGUUCCUAAGAAGAAAACCAAAAAGGAACAGGCUGAGAUGGCUCCUGAGACCACGCUGAGGACUGGCUCACAGAAAGGAGCCAGUGAGAUCUCAGAUGCCUGUAAGCCCCUGAAGAAGCGAAGCAGAGCGUCAACAGAUGUGGAGAUGGCUUCUUCCCAGUACAGAGACACCUCCGACUCUGACUCCAGAGGCCUCAACGACCCACAGGGUUUAUUUGGGAAGAGUCUUGACAGUCCAGCAGCAGCAGAUGCAGACGCUUCAGACACUCAGUCUGUGGACUCUGGCUUGUCCCGUCAGGACGGCAGCACCGGCAAGAGAGACACCGUCUGCCAGAUCUGCGAGGUGUACGGAGAGGGUUUGGUGGUGUGUGAAGGUGACUGCAGCAGACAGUUUCACCUGGACUGUCUCGGUCUAACGUCCCUACCUGAAGGCAGAUUCACCUGCUUGGAAUGCAGAAAUGGCAAUCAUCCUUGUUUUAGCUGUAAGACGGCGGGCCGGGAGGUGACGCGCUGCUCUGUGUCGGGAUGUGGUUGUUACUACCACGAGGAUUGUGCUCGUAAACUCCCGGGGACAACCAGCAACCCGGACGGAGGCUUCUGCUGCCCUCAGCACAGCUGCUCUACCUGCUGCCUUGAGAGAGACCUGCAGCGAGCCAGUAAAGGUCGUCUCAUGCGUUGUAUCCGCUGUCCGGUGGCUUACCACACGGGAGACGGCUGCGUGGCGGCGGGCAGCGUCGCCAUCACCCAUCACAUCAUGAUCUGCAGCAGCCAUGGCAGCGCCAAGAGGAAUGGCCUCCUCACCUCCCCCAUCAACGUGGGCUGGUGCUUCCUGUGUGCCAGAGGGCUGUUAGUGCAAGACCUUACUGACACCAUAUUAAGUUCAUAUGCCUAUAAGUCCCACUACCUUCUGACUGAGUCAAAUCGUGCUGAGUUGAAAUUACCUAUGAUUCCCUCUCCUUCGUCAGCUACCAAAAAGAAUGUUGGGAAAGGAGGCAAGUUGCUGUGCUGCGACACAUGCCCGGCUUCCUUCCACCCGGAGUGUCUGGAGAUGGAGACGCCGGAGGGGCCGUGGUCCUGCAGUGAUUGCAGGGCGGGGAAGAAACCUCACUACAAACAAAUUGUCUGGGUCAAACUGGGCAACUACAGGUGGUGGCCAGCGGAGAUCUGCAACCCUCGCCUGGUGCCGUCAAACAUUCAGAGCCUUCGCCACGACGUCGGCGACUUCCCCGUCUUCUUCUUCGGCUCCCACGACUACUACUGGAUCAACCAGGGCCGCGUCUUCCCCUACGUGGAGAACGACAAGAACUUCGUCACGGGUCAGAUCAACAUCAACAAAACCUUCAAGAAAGCUCUGGAGGAAGCUGCCCGACGGUUUCAGGAGCUUAAGGCACAGAGGGAGAGCAGGGAGGCUUUAGAGCAGGAACGCAACUCUCGCAAACCUCCACCCUACAAAUGCAUCAAGUCCAACAAACCAGUGGGGAAAGUGCAGAUGCACGUAGCUGACUUGUCAGAAAUCCCACGAUGCAACUGCAGACCAACAGAUGAGCAUCCUUGCAACCUCCACUCUCAGUGUCUCAACCGCAUGCUGCAGUACGAGUGUCAUCCACAGGUGUGUCCAGCUGGAGACAGCUGCGAGAACCAGUGUUUCUCCAAGCGGCUAUACGCAGAGACAGAAGUGAUAAAGACAGACGGCCGUGGCUGGGGCCUCCGGUCCAACCAGGCUCUCAGGAAGGGUGACUUUGUUACAGAGUAUGUGGGAGAGGUGAUCGACUCAGAGGAGUGCCAGCAGCGAAUCAAACGCGCCCAUGAAAAUCACGUGGCCAACUUCUACAUGCUCACCCUCACCAAGGAUCGCGUGAUAGACGCCGGCCCAAAAGGAAACUCGGCUCGGUUUAUGAACCACAGCUGCAGCCCAAACUGUGAAACGCAGAAGUGGACGGUGAACGGAGACGUUCGCAUCGGACUCUUCACCCUCUGUGACAUUGAGGCUGACACGGAGCUGACGUUCAACUACAACCUGCACUGUGUGGGCAACAGGAGGUCGUCUUGUCACUGUGGAUCAGACAACUGCUCUGGGUUCCUCGGGGUGCAGCCAACGAGCGCUGUGGUGAUGGAGAAAGAGGAGAAGGCCAGGAACGCCAAGCUUAAGCCGAAGAAGCGGAAGCUGCGGCUGGAGGGCAAACACAUGCACGAGUACUUCUGUUUUUGCUGCGGAGAGGGAGGCGAGCUGGUGAUGUGUGACAGAAAGGACUGUCCGAAGGCGUACCACCUGCUGUGUCUCAACCUCACCAAGCCGCCAUACGGACGUUGGGAAUGUCCGUGGCAUGACUGCAGCGUUUGCGGUGUCCCGUCCUCGUCUGUCUGUGACUUCUGCCCUCGCUCGUUCUGCCGGGAGCACGAGGCGGGGGCGCUCACAUCCUCCGCACUGGAAGGCCGCCCCUGUUGCUCCAGCCACAACCCCGCCAGUCCCCUGGGCUCCAACUCCAGCUCCACCCAGCCACGCCGCCCUGUCAGCGUCAAAGAGGAGCCGGAGCCGGAGGCGGGCCAUCCGGCUUCAGAGUGACACCGCAGCUCCCUCAAUACCUCAUUCCCUGUGACGUGCGCUCCUGUUGGCCUCCGAUCCACCUCUGAUCUGAAGCAGUGCGCGACCAAAGGGAAUACAGUGCUUUUUUGACCGGGCCGAGACCCGCCGACGAACUCCUCGAUGGGUGGCGAGAGCGAGAGCGACUGGAGUGUCGGCAGGGGAAGUGACCAGGCGCCGUUUUUCCCUCCUCUCUUGCCAUAAACACCACUACUAAUGCUCUCCACAGCUCGCCUGCGCCCAUCAGAGGGCCCACACCACCUCAUUAUGUUUUUUAUUUUUACAGCUGUGGAAAUUUUUAAGUUGUUGUCACGCCGUCAGAUACCGGCACUUUGAAGAACUCAGUUAGGUGGAGGGAGAGGUAGAGAGAAGAGGAGGAGGAUGUGAAGCUGAACCUCUCCACCGCCACGCUGCUCCUCCUUGUUUACCUGCUGUAAGCCGUGGUCGGCGUCUCACACACAGGAUGGCUGUACGGAAACGAGCCGGCCUUCCUCCUCCUCCUCGUCCUCCUCCUCCACAGCCGAUCAUCACUCCAGACGUGAUCCGUCAUCGUAUUUAUCUCUUCUUCUUCUUCUUGGAGGAAAAUAAAGGGGGGAAAUUUUGUGCAAUUUUUUUCAAGACCACACUACAUUCCAACCUUCCUUACACAUGGUUUUAAUAUACUUAUGGGUAUAGAUGAAUAUAAUUAUAUACAGUAUCUAUGUUUGUUAAUGUUUACAGACAGAUUCUCUCACUUCAUCUCGGUGAGUGGUGUAUUAUGUUUGUUUGUUUAGGUGUUAAGCAUUACGCAGACCUCCUUGUGAAAAUAGUCCUAUUAAGGUGAAAUAUAAUGGUAUAUAGUGUAAUGGUAUGACAUUACAGAAGUACUUGUGAUUUUCAUAUUGCCAGUCUCACUCGCCAUUGUGUACAUAAUUGGCUCAUAAUAUUGUAAAGUACGUAAAGAUCAGGAGGGACGGAGCCUCGCCUCUCUGGUUGUUCCUGGAAGAAGGAAGACGCUUUUUUAAAACGACAAGACAGAUCCUUUUUAUUUUCUUUUUUUCGGAUAAAUUUCUGUUCCCACAUUUCCUCCGAGCAGUUACUGUUAUUUGUAUCGUAGACGGAGGGGCUCAGCUUGUGAUCACUGGUGCUGUCUUAAAAGUAUUGUUAACCAGCCUUAAGUUUGAUUCUGGCUGUAGUAACUACUGCCCACAUGCAGUCCAUUUCAGUAACGUCGUGUACUGUGACCGCUUUGAUGCUUGUUUUUGUUCCUGUUUUUUUGUUUUGCCAAACUUUUUUCUGAAAAGCACUUUUACACGGCUUGUCGCUACACAAUUUACCUAGGUCAUACAUAUACAGAAAUGUAUAUCAAAAGAACAUAAGACAAGUGUUUCAAAAUGGAUACCUCUUCUUCUCGUAGUAACGUCGGAAUUUAAACUGUGUUGUAACUUUUUUUCCUCUCGGUCAGAAACGUGGUGAGAUGCUGGGCGUGUUUUUUUUUUUUUUUUUGGAUUAUUAUUUUUGAGGAAAGUGGCCUAAAUGCUGCUGGUUUCUUUUGGCACAAGUAGGAAAGACUGCCAGCCCGGCUUCGUACAGAAAAGUCCUCGAGAGGCGCUUCUUCAUUUUCCACCUGGAGAACACCCUCAAGGCUGGGCUUUCUAUAAAGACGUAAUGGUAUAACAACAGUCCAGUCCAGUAUGAUGUACAAAUACAAACUCCUGUACAGUGUUUUUAAUCGCUCAUCUGUCAAAUCCAAAUUUUUUGUAUUUAUUGCACCACAUUUUAUACCAAUUUCUUUUUCAAACACCAGUGCAGUAAUGUGUCUCCCUCUCCACCACAGUGUAAGUGAAAUAGACUAUUUAAAAAAAAAAAAAACAUGGGGAGUUCUACAUGAUAUAUCUGUAUUUAGUCAUUUUUCAUUUGGUGUAAUGAUUCCACACUUUAGUAACAGCCGCUGCUCAUCGACCUGUAUCGUGACUCACUGUAAUUGGUGUUAAAAGCAGUGUGAAGCAGUUCAAUAUAGGAAUGUAAAGUUUCAGUUUCAGAGCAGUUUUUGUGCUUUUUUUUUGUUUGUUUUAAGCCUGGACUCAAGGAAAUUUAUCUGUGAACUCAGCCUUUUGCUUGUGAUUCUACCCCGGUUACAUGUUUGUGUUUUCUGCCCUUUUUCUUAUUAUUUGUUUUAAAGCCUCCCGUCGUGGUCGGUGUUUAAUGACGAGCCGCGGGGUGAAACUGUGCCAAUGUUUCCAAAUCAUUUCAGUUCAUUUAGGGUCUCUUUGAGAGAGAGAGAUUACACUCGGUUUAUUAGGCACACUGAGCUAAAACUAAUGCAAUCUAAUACAACAGUCCUGCAAUAAAUCCCCUUUUUAUGAAGGUUAUGUUUUGUUGAAGCUGUUUUAUAGAGCUGUUGAUUCAAUUUUAUGGUCAUUUUGGAGGCUGUAGUUUGUGAAUUAUUUUGCGUUUUACUUCACAGGUGUUUCUAAUAUUUAUUGUAAUCUCAUUGAUAUAAACACAUACACUUCUCUGUAUAAUGCAAUACAGUUCAAAAGCACCACAAAAAUGACCGCAGAUCCUUCAAAAUGACCAUAAAGUUGAAUCAACACCUCUCCAAAAACUAGGGUUGUCCCAAAUACCAUUUUUUGGGCUUCAAAGCUGAAUAUGAAUAAUGAAUAAUGUUGUGGGAUUAUUCUCCUUAUUUCAUGGACUUUUUGGGGAUUUAUACAUUUUUUAAAAUGAAGCAUUCGAAUAGCGGUUUUGAGGUCGAUUACUGUGGCAAAGCUUUGAAGCAUUCGGGUCAGCCCUACCAAAAACAGAACAUUAUAACGUUAUUAAAACGUAGGAUUUAUUGCAUUGACUGCAUUAGUUUACCGUUUAUCUAAUAAUAACCUGAGUGUAAAUCAUGAAGAAAACAGACUGAAGAAAGGGGAAAGAAGAAGGAGCCAUUGAAUGCAGAAAAGUGAGAGAUUUCCAGACAUGAUUUAAGAUAUAAACAUUAAUUUAAAAACAAGACUUCUAGUCACACAAACGUCAUUCUGCACAGUGAAGGUCAAAACAAAUGUUACAUACAGUACAUAUAUAACAUGACAGAGGCACUUAAUCGGAUAAAGAACACAGAAAGAGACUUAAUUCAAAUAAUUUUUCUCACUCUUCUAAAUUUAGCUGCUCUUCUUUUAUCUCUCUGUUAUUACCACCUCCUUUUAGGAAGCAUUUUUUUCCGUGGAUUCCUAAAAAAAAGACUAAACUUGGUGAUUUCUUGCUCCUCCCAAAUUUGCCAAACUCCUCACUUCGGUACUUAGGCCACUUCAGUACUUGUUCAGUAUCAGGUAGGUGCAUCAUUAAGUCACUUUUAGUUACAAACUCAAAACGGUCUGCGUGUGUAAACUUGAAUUUUCUUCAUUUUUUUUUAAUUUAUUGAUGUAUUUUUUUUUUUCUUACAAAGGAUUCAUAAGUGUGUGAUUAUCAGACUGCAGGCAUCCUUGACUCUUGUGUUUGUGGCUUCAGAGAAAAUGUCUGACUGAGUUGUGAUUAUAUAACUGGUCUUAAAGCCUUUAAUUAUUUCUUUCCUUUUCAAGGUGACUGUUCAGCUGAAAUGCAUGCUUCCAACAUCAGACACUGUUUUAGUUGGAGAGUCUUUAAAUGCCUGAUUUUAAUGCUGGCGUUUUGUCUUUAUUUGUGGUCCUUUUUAUUUUUUUCUUGCACAGAGAUUGUGCAACAGCCUUUUUUAUUUUAUUUUUGCACCUGCAGAUGCAUGAUCAUUGUGCCAGUUUGUCCCCUUCUCAGCUGAUCCAGCAGCAGUAUUACGUAUGCCUCGUUUAAGUGUCCCAGCGUGCAUCAUUUCAUUCACUUAAAACACUCUCUGAUGUGUAUGUUUUUGUUGGUUUCUUCUCAUUGUAGUGCCCACGUUUGUUUUUAAAGAGACAGCAUGUUUGUUCUCAGUUAAGUGACCCUUAAAUACGCCACGAGGAAGUGUCCAGGAUUUUUUUUUUUAUAUAUAUAUAUAUAUAAAUUUCGGAUGGACCCCCCACUUUUAUGUCAGGGUAUGUUUCAGCUCACUGUGACGUCUUUUGUUUUUGUGCAAUGUUGCCGACUGUCUCUUUUAAUUGACAUGCUGUCAGAGCGGAAAAUAGUGUUUGAAUAAAUAAAUAAUUCACCUUCAUAAGCACUCAUCUCUUUUUACUUGUAGUAAAAUGACUUACAGUAACUCUAACUGGGGUCAUAUCUAUCUCUUUUGGUGUUGCUUCAAUUAAAAACGUGGAUGAACACAAAAAUACCAUGUUGAUUACUGUUUCGACCUGUGUUACUGCAUACUGCAUAUUGUUGAAGAACCUGUAAAUAGUUUGCAUUGAACUUGCAUAGACUCAUGUUACUGUGGCGUGCUCUUUUUGCCUGUACAAUUCUGCUUCUAAAUGUGUGUGACUGUUGAGACGACACUCUUUUUGUACAUGACAUGUCUUUUUAUUUGGGAAUAUUGAUUCUGUCCUUUUUCAUUCUAAAGUUGAGUUUGAAGAGUUCAGACAUGCCUGAAGUUUGACUUUAAUAAAGCUGUACUCUGUCUCAGUGAAA
This is a messenger RNA of Sebastes umbrosus (honeycomb rockfish), 9925 nucleotides long. It is a transcript of the gene nsd3, whose product is annotated as nuclear receptor binding SET domain protein 3. Gene Ontology annotation, biological process: regulation of DNA-templated transcription. The record is from RefSeq and is a predicted model, not a curated record. NCBI's taxonomy places the organism in Eukaryota, Metazoa, Chordata, Actinopteri, Perciformes, Sebastidae. Gene Ontology annotation, cellular component: nucleus; chromatin. Gene Ontology annotation, molecular function: protein binding; histone H3K36 methyltransferase activity.